AUGGACAAAGUAGGAGGCGUUCUCGGGGGCGUGACCGAUACAGCAGGCAAGACCGUAGGCGGAGCCACCGAAACAGCGGGCAAUGCUGUCGGUGGAGUAGGUAACACCCUCGGCGACACCACCAAAGGCCUCACAGACACGGUCGGCGACACAACCAAGGGCGCAGGAAGCACCGUCUCCGAUACCACCUCCGGUGUUAAGGAUUCCACCGGUGCAGGGGGCAAGCAGGAUGCGCAGAACCCAUUGGGUCUCAGCUAG
Molecule: messenger RNA, 258 nt
Organism: Letharia columbiana
Lineage: Eukaryota; Fungi; Ascomycota; Lecanoromycetes; Lecanorales; Parmeliaceae
Exons: 3
Coding region: 1-258 (85 amino acids)
Source: RefSeq, a predicted model, not a curated record